AUGGCCCUCCGAGUCUUGGCCGCCGCUCUCCUGGGUGCUGCCGCGUGGCAGUGCGCCUUCGUGGGUCCUUUGUCGGGCUCCCGUGCUCCCCAGGUGAGUGCCAAGGCCUCCGGAAGCUCAAGCCGUGGCGCAGCUGCUGAGGACCAGGACUUCAUGGCACCUUUUGUCUCCCUGAGCGUCGGUGCUAUGGCCGGCCUUCUGGUAGCGGUGGCCGGUGCCGCCCCGGCCUACGCCCAGCGCAACCAGGGCUACAGUGGCAACGUGGACACCGACCUGGUGCGCUACGACAAGCCCGCGGGCACCGACAACCUGCUGAAGGAGCUCAAGGGAGACAAGAAGAAGUUCUACGAGGGCAAGAAGGACCUGGACUACCGCGCCCAGGGCUACAAGAUGGAACUUUACAAGACUGAGCGUGAGCUCCAGGCCAAGCAGCUGAAGCGAAUGAAAGAAAAGGAGCAGAUGGUGGCGUCCAUUGCUUACAUCACUACCAGCAAUACUGUUCUUACACAGGGAUUCCUCAUACUGGACACAGCUCUGUAUAUAUGUAGCCGCAGCGCAUCAAGAGCUCUGAGCGAAGCUCGCCAAAGCGCUACUUGCUCCGCCUCCCUCCUCGUCAUGGCCCUCCGAGUCUUGGCCGCCGCUCUCCUGGGUGCUGCCGCGUGGCAGUGCGCCUUCGUGGGUCCUUUGUCGGGCUCCCGCGCUCCCCAGGUGAGUGCCAAGGCCUCCGGAAGCUCAAGCCGUGGCGCAGCUGCUGAGGACCAGGACUUCAUGGCACCUUUUGUCUCCCUGAGCGUCGGUGCUAUGGCCGGCCUUCUGGUAGCGGUGGCCGGUGCCGCCCCGGCCUACGCCCAGCGCAACCAGGGCUACAGUGGCAACGUGGACACCGACCUGGUGCGCUACGACAAGCCCGCGGGCACCGACAACCUGCUGAAGGAGCUCAAGGGAGACAAGAAGAAGUUCUACGAGGGCAAGAAGGACCUGGACUACCGCGCCCAGGGCUACAAGAUGGAACUUUACAAGACUGAGCGUGAGCUCCAG
Molecule: messenger RNA, 1038 nt
Organism: Symbiodinium pilosum
Lineage: Eukaryota; Dinophyceae; Suessiales; Symbiodiniaceae
Source: the annotation of a GenBank genome assembly